AGUUAUACACUGAACAUCACAACAUUGCAAGGUUUUGAAACUUUUAUGUCAAGUCUUAAAAACAAAACAUUUUGCCCAAGCAAACAAGGAAUUGGAGUGGAUCUUGUAUUAAGCUGUGUGGAUAACUAUGAAGCAAGGAUGGUUGUAAAUCAGGCCUGCAACGAAUUGAAUCAGACAUGGAUGGAGUCUGGUGUGUCUGAGGAUGCUGUUUCAGGUCACAUACAAUUGCUAAUUCCUGGAGAAACAGCAUGUUUUGCAUGUGCACCACCUUUGGUUGUAGCAUCUGGAGUAGAUGAACGAACGCUCAAGCGUGAAGGGGUCUGUGCUGCAUCUUUACCUACUACCAUGGGGGUUGUUGCUGGGCUUUUAGUUCAGAACACACUCAAGUAUUUGCUGAAGUUUGGAUAUGUAUCCCCAUACUUGGGAUAUAAUGCUCUUAAAGACUACUUUCCAACUAUGGAAAUGAAGCCAAACCCUCAAUGUUCAAAUGCAGCUUGUCUAGAACGACAGAACGAAUAUAUUCUUGCAAAGCCAGCUCGGGAUGCUGCAGCUAAAGCAAAGAAGGAAGAAGCAUCAGAACCAGAGUGCCCAAUUCAUGAUGAUAAUGAAUGGAACAUAAGUGUUCUUGAUGAUAGUGAGGUGCUUACUACAGAUGUCAAAAGCUCAGAUGCACUUCCUGAAGGUCUCGUUCGUGAGCUUCCAAGUGCAGAUGAGUUUCAGAAAGCAUCUGCUCAUCAAGACACGACUAACUCCAUGGAUGAUCUGGAAGAUCUACGAAAACAGUUGGAUGCCCUUAAUGCUGACUAACCCCAUCCUACACUUGUUGAAAUGCAAGCCACUGCAAAUUACAGAUUGUUUUUCUUUGGAGUUUUGUUUUUAUUUUUCCUAGUUUACAAAGAAUAUCAUGAGCAAGUUAAAAAUGUCUUCUUGUUUAAUCAUGAUCAGUAACAUCUAACCCUAUGUUGUACUAACAUUAUUUGGUUUUUUUUUUUUUUUUUUAAGACGUUGAAAUAUCAGUUCAUAUAGAUGAAUUAUCGAUUUAUUUUA
This is a messenger RNA of Camellia sinensis, 1047 nucleotides long. Lineage: Eukaryota; Viridiplantae; Streptophyta; Magnoliopsida; Ericales; Theaceae. The record is from RefSeq and is a predicted model, not a curated record.